CUCAGCUGUCCCGUCACACCGCAGAAUCAGGAAACUAAUACAUUUCCCAUUAUAUUCGAGUUUAAUCUGUCGUCAUGAACAUAGAGCCUUUUUGUUUGGUGUGAGAAGAUAUUGUUUUAAGGACUUCUUCUUUUUUCACUGGGUCAAUGAAGCCCAUCAGAGAUGCUCAGCUGGGGGCUUUCACCUUCUUUGCCUCAGCUCUCCCUCAUGAUGUUUGUGGUAGCAAUGGCCUCCCUCUGACGCCCAACUCCAUUAAAAUCCUGGGGCGUUUCCAGAUCCUUAAGACCAUCACUCAUCCCAGACUGUGUCAGUAUGUGGACAUCUCCAGAGGGAAACAUGAACGGCUGAUUGUUGUUGCAGAGCACUAUUCAAGGAAUGUGGGUGAUUUCAGGCAAGAGGAAACAGCGAGUCCAGAAAAGGUACUCCAAGUUGCCUACGAGGUUCUUGAAGGUCUGGACUUCAUGAACAAACAUGGCUUGGUGCACAGAGCCCUCAGCCCAAACAAUAUACUUUUGGAUUGCAAGGGCAAUGUCAAACUGGCAAAAUUUGGCCUUUACCACAUGACUGAUCAUGGGGGCGAUGUUGAUUUUCCCAUUGGCAACCCAUCAUACCUUGCUCCAGAGGUGAUUGCCCUGGGCUGCUUCCACCCCAGUGAUCCGUCACAUAGUGAAACUCCAUUGCCCUCAGGACCUAAGUCGGAUGUUUGGUCACUUGGAAUCUUACUCUUUGAACUAUGUGCAGGAAGAAGAGUCUUGCAGAACAUUGAAAUAAGUGACAAACUGAAGUUCAUUUUAACCUUGGGUUGCAUGGAUGAUAUUGUCACUGUCCUUGCUGAGGAACAUGGAUGUUUAGAAAUCAUUAAGGAGCUGCCUGAGAAUGUUGUUGAAUUAUUAAGGAAGUGUUUGACCUUUCAUCCAUCCAAAAGGCCAACCCCUGCUGAGCUGCUUAGAGACCCUGUUUUUGAUGGCAUUUCCUGCCACUAUUCACCUUUCCAGAACCCUGUCAGUUUAUUUUCAUCUUCUUUGCGCUGUGCACACCUAGAGCUCCCAGAUGACAUCAGUGAUCUUUGCAAAGAUGAUGAUGAGGAUUACUUGUCAGAGCGCGGCAUAGAUGAGGUGUACCAUCUAUGGUGCCUCGCGGGUGGAGACCUGGAGAAGGAGCUUACCAACAAGGAAAUCAUCCAGUCUAAGCCGCCAGUGUGCACAUUGCCCAAGUUUGUCUUGGAGGAUGGGGAGUCAUUUGGCCAAGGGAGAGAUCGAAGCUUCCUGCUUGAUGACACCACAGUGACGCUGCCUCUGUGCCAACUCAGAAAUAGACUGAAGGAUGUUGCUGGAGAAGCCUAUUACCCUCUGCUGGAAGACGAACAGUCGAGCUUGCCGCAGUCUAACAGCAGCAAUGAGCUGUCGGCCACUGUCACGCUGCCACUCAUCAUCCGCGAGAGGGACACAGAGUACCAGCUCAUCCGCAUCAUCCUAUUUGACAGGUUGCUCAAGGGCUAUCCAUACAAAAAGAACCUUAUGUGGAAAGAGGCCAGAGUGGAUAUUCCUCCUCUGGUUAGAGGACUGGCUUGGGCUGCUUUGCUAGGCAUUGAGGGUGACAUUCAAGCUAAGUAUGACAGCAUUGACAAGGAUACUCCCAUACCAACCGACAGACAGAUCGAGGUGGAUAUUCCACGCUGCCACCAGUAUGAUGAACUGCUGUCAUCUCCUCAGGGUCACAUCAAGUUCAGGCGUGUGUUAAAAGCCUGGGUGGUCUCCCAUCCCGACCUGGUCUACUGGCAGGGUUUGGAUUCACUUUGUGCUCCAUUCUUAUAUUUGAACUUCAAUAAUGAAGCAUUAGCAUAUGCCUGCAUGUCUGCCUUCAUCCCAAAGUACCUGUACAAUUUUUUCCUGAAGGACAACUCCCAUGUCAUCCAAGAGUACUUGACUGUUUUCUCCCAGAUGAUUGCCUUUCAUGACCCAGAGCUAAGCAACCAUCUAAAUGAGAUUGGCUUCAUUCCAGAUCUUUAUGCUAUUCCCUGGUUCCUCACUAUGUUUACACACGUGUUUCCUCUGCACAAAAUCUUCCACCUGUGGGACACGUUGCUGCUGGGAAGCUCCUCGUUCCCCUUUUGUAUUGGCGUUGCCAUACUGCAGCAGCUCAGGGAUCGUCUAUUGGCUAAUGGCUUUAAUGAAUGCAUCCUGCUCUUCUCUGACCUGCCAGAAAUUGACAUUGAGCGCUGUGUUCGCGAAUCCAUCAACCUCUUCUGCUGGACUCCAAAGAGCGCUACCUACCGACAGUAUGCUCAGCCAAUGAAAGCUGGUGGUGAAGGCAUCUUUGGGAAAACGACAAUAUAUUUCUCGUCUGACUACCAAGACAUACCCAAGACAAACCUGUCCCGUGAGCCCCUGGCGCUGUGUGACCUGAAAGCUGAGGUGUCUCCCCGAAUCUCGGCUGAGGAUCUAAUUGACCUCUGUGAACUCUCUCUCGCCGGACCGUCCAAAAGGAAUAAAAGUGGCAAGCCAAAAAUUGUUGCUGUCGACAUCCGCAAUGUGGAAGACUUUGGUAGAGGACAUGUUUCAGGAAGCAUCAACAUUCCCUUCAACAGCGUCUUCGGUGCUGAUGGUGAACUUGUGCAGUGUCCUGCUUCAGGAGUCCUCCAGAACUACAGAGGCCGUGUAAUUGUGAUCAUCAGCCAUGCUGUAAAGAGUGCAGCUUUGUUUGCUGCACAUCUGGUCAAGGUGAAUUUUUCUCGUGUUUGUAUUCUGGAUGGAGGGAUCAGCAAGCUGAAGCCCACAGGACUCCUCACUGUCCCCUCACCUCAGAUCUGAACUCAUAAUCCACCUUCGGAUUAAAAUGAUAACCAUGAAGACUGAAAAUUGUUUGUGGAUAAAAUUUAAAAGAAAAAAAUCUGUUAGUGAACAGAUGUCAUCAUGUCACUCUGUUAAAAAAUAUCAGUUUGAUUAAAAUUUUAACUAGAUUGUUGAUGAUUCUUCUUCAUUUGUUGUUUUGUGGUCAGAAAGUGUUUUUUGUGUAUGACUUAUUGUAAAAUUGACCUGUAGUAACUAUGUAUGUUUGUGAUUCAAUAAUAAAUUGACGUUUCUUUUUAAA
Gambusia affinis (western mosquitofish) is the source of this 3090-nucleotide messenger RNA. RefSeq names its product TBC1 domain containing kinase (gene tbck). The record is from RefSeq and is a predicted model, not a curated record. The coding region runs from base 147 to 2810 and encodes 887 amino acids. The transcript is spliced from 26 exons. Gene Ontology annotation, biological process: protein phosphorylation; activation of GTPase activity. Gene Ontology annotation, molecular function: protein kinase activity; ATP binding; GTPase activator activity. NCBI's taxonomy places the organism in Eukaryota, Metazoa, Chordata, Actinopteri, Cyprinodontiformes, Poeciliidae.